Cherax quadricarinatus is the source of this 4206-nucleotide messenger RNA. The record is from RefSeq and is a predicted model, not a curated record. NCBI's taxonomy places the organism in Eukaryota, Metazoa, Arthropoda, Malacostraca, Decapoda, Parastacidae.
CAUGUGUCUAAUUUUACGUAUAUGUUGUGUGGGCAGCGCUGUUCAUCACAAACAUGAAUGAGAAGAAUAAGGAAGAUUCGUUCGUGAGACAAAAGAUGAAGGACUUCUGGGAGUCACAUGAACCAUCGUUAGAGUCCAUGCUACUCUGCCAUGACACGAUUCCCCUGGCCAAUGACGACCGGAAGGAGAUCCUCUCCUACCUCCCCAACUACCAAGGCAAGAAGGUCCUAGAGCUGGGAGCUGGAAUAGGGAGGUUCACCUGUAAGCUGGCAUCAGUGGCAAGCCACGUGACUGCUGUAGACUUCAAUCAGACUUACAUCACUGAGAACCACAAGCACAACCAUCACCUAGGCAACGUCACCUUCACCUGUGCUGACGUUACCGAACUAGACUUGCCUACAGCAUCGUUUGAUUUGGUGUUCAGCAACUGGCUCUUUAUGUACCUGAGUGACAAUGAGUGUGCUCAAGUGCUCAGCAAGAUCCUCUCUUGGCUCACUCCUGAUGGAUACCUCUUCUUCAGAGAGUCCUGCUAUAAAAUUUCAGGUAACAUGGUGUUCACUGAGAACCCGUCACUGCUCCGCUCUCCACUGCACUACUAUGACAUGUUGCGAGAUGCAUCUAGCAACAACUUUGGCUUCAAGAUCAUUAGGAGCAGCAACACCCUGGCUUAUAUUAAAUAUAAUAGCAACCCCAACCAGCUGUGUUUCCUGAGUAAGCUUGUGCAGAGAAAUGAAUCAGAUGACAGGACUCGCUACCUUGAGUCCCAUUAUGCUGUGGACACUAUAAAGUCCAUGGACAGAAUAUAUGGGUACAACUGGUACUCAACCGGAGGAGAACAUACCACCAGGGACUUCUGUGCUCGUCUUGGGCUGCUGCCAGGACAGAAGGUGUUGGAUGUGGGCUGUGGUACGGGUGGAUCAGCCACCUUCAUGGCUAGGCACUACGGUGUCCACGUCCACGGAGUCGACCUAUCCACCAACAUGAUCCACGUGGCCAUUGAGAGACUAGGGAGGCUAGAAGCACAAGUCAUAAAGAGGAUUCAGUUUGAGGUGAGUGACAUCUUGGAGGCUGAGCGUGAGAAGGACUCUUACGACUUAAUAUACAGUCGGGACUGUAUUCUUUACAUCACUGACAAACAACAGGUCUUCAGGAAGCUAUACGACUGGUUGCGUCCUGGAGGGACACUCUUCGUCACAGACUUCUGCAGGACUAACUCUCACCCUCCGAACUCCUUCCUUCAUUAUGCCAGCAAUGUCAAAUAUUACUGUCUAGAAACAGCAGCGUCGUACGUGGAGGCGAUGACAGAGGCUGGCUUUGAGGACGUCAAAGCUGAGGAUCUGCAACAAGAGUUUAUCAAGAUUCUUGAGAGCGAACUGAAAGCCUUCGUCGCCACCCGCCAGGCCUUCCUCAGAGAGCAUUCACAGCAGCAGUUUGACGAUAUCUUCAAGAGCUGGACUGAUAAGAUUCGGUGGACGCGAGAGGGAGAACUGACGUGGACAGCCUUCACCGCACACAAGACCUCGGCAAGAUUAAAUUAACAGCCUUCACCGCACACAAGACCUCGGCAAGAUUAAACUAACAGCCUUCACCGCACACAAGACCUCGGCAAGAUUAAACUAACAGCCUUCACCGCACACAAGACCUCGGCAAGAUUAAACUAACAGCCUUCACCGCACACAAGACCUCGGCAAGAUUAAACUAACAGCCUUCACCGCACACAAGACCUCGGCAAGAUUAAACUAACAGCCUUCACCGCACACAAGACCUCGGCAAGAUUAAACUAACAGCCUUCACCGCACACAAGACCUCGGCAAGAUUAAACUAACAGCCUUCACCGCACACAAGACCUCGGCAAGAUUAAACUAACAGCCUUCACCGCACACAAGACCUCGGCAAGAUUAAACUAACAGCCUUCACCGCACACAAGACCUCGGCAAGAUUAAACUAACAGCCUUCACCGCACACAAGACCUCGGCAAGAUUAAACUAACAGCCUUCACCGCACACAAGACCUCGGCAAGAUUAAACUAACAGCCUUCACCGCACACAAGACCUCGGCAAGAUUAAACUAACAGCCUUCACCGCACACAAGACCUCGGCAAGAUUAAACUAACAGCCUUCACCGCACACAAGACCUCGGCAAGAUUAAACUAACAGCCUUCACCGCACACAAGACCUCGGCAAGAUUAAACUAACAGCCUUCACCGCACACAAGACCUCGGCAAGAUUAAACUAACAGCCUUCACCGCACACAAGACCUCGGCAAGAUUAAACUAACAGCCUUCACCGCACACAAGACCUCGGCAAGAUUAAACUAACAGCCUUCACCGCACACAAGACCUCGGCAAGAUUAAACUAACAGCCUUCACCGCACACAAGACCUCGGCAAGAUUAAACUAACAGCCUUCACCGCACACAAGACCUUGGUCAGGCUUCACCGCACGCAAGAAAUUGGCCAGGCUUCACCGAACGCAAGAAAUUGGCCAGCCUCAACCGCACACAAGACCUUGACCAGCCUCCACCGCACACAAAACCUUGGCCAGCAUCCACCGCACGCAAGACCUUGGCCAGUCUUCACCGCACACAAGACCUUGGCCAGCCUUCACCGCACACAAGACCUUGGCCAGUCUUCACCGCACACAAGACCUUGGCCAGUCUUCAGCACACAAGACCUUGGCCAGCCUUCACCGCACGCAAGACCUUGGCCAGUCUUCACUGCACACAAGACCUUGACCAGCCUUCACUGCACACAAGACCUUGGCCAGCCUUCACCGCACACAAGACCUUGGCCAACCUUCACCACACGCAACAAAUUGGCCAGCCUCCACCGCACACAAGACCUUGGCCAGCCUCCACUGCACGCAAGACCUUGGCCAGCCUUCACCGCACGCAAGAAAUUGGCCAGCCUCCACCGCACACAAGACCUUGACCAGCCUCCACCGCACACAAGACUUUGGCCAGCCUUCACCGCACACAAAACCUUGGCCAGCAUCCACCGCACGCAAGACCUUGGCCAGUCUUCACCGCACACAAGACCUUGGCCAGCCUUCACCGCACACAAAACCUUGACCAGUCUUCACCGCACACAAGACCUUGGCCAGUCUUCAGCACACAAGACCUUGGCCAGCCUUCACCAGGCACAAGACCUUGGCCAGCCUUCACCGCACACAAGACCUUGGCCAGCCUUCACCGCACACAAGACCUUGGCCAGCCUUCACCGCACACAAGACCUUGGCCAGUCUUCACCGCACACGAGACCUUGGCCAGCCUUCACCGCACACAAGACCUUGGCCAGCCUUCACCGCACACAAGACCUUGGCCAGCCUUCACCGCACACAAGACCUUGGCCAGCAUCCACCGCACACAAGACCUUGGCCAGCAUCCAUCGCACACAAGACCUUGGCCAGCCUUCACCGCACACAAGACCUUGGCCAGCCUUCACCGCACACAAGACCUUGACCAGCCUCCACAGCACACAAGACCUUGGCCAGCCUUCACCGCACAUCUCAGUAGUAGUAACCAGUUACCAGUAACCAGUGUACCGUUGACUCAACGACCAACCGUCUUUGCCUGAGUCACUAUCUGAACUCAUAUUGCGCUGACCUGGCAUUAUUCAAAGACCCUCUAUGGGUACGUGGGCGGCCAGCCAGUCAGUCAGUGUUAGGAGUGUGAGCAAGGAGGCAGGCCACGGCUGUAAGGGCGCAACCCACCUUAUCUGUAAUUAUACGUACAACCAGCCUACGUGAGUAUUUCUUACCUAAUCCAUGUGUCGAACUCCCACAUGAUAAAUGGUGGCAGCGGUGGGAUUGAACUCUUGGAUAGUCAAGGUCCAUCUAGCUAACCUUCCAGUAGGUUAUAAUGUUUAAUUGUUGUGUACUUUGACAUUGUAUAGAAUCAGCCCAAGCCGUAUACCUGCCAUCUCUAGUUUGUAUUAGUUGUAUGUCGGGACGACAUACGUUAGCGUCGCCGAGCUCUCAGUAGUAGUAACCAGUUACCAGUAACCAGUGUACCGUUGACUCAACGACCAACCAUCUUUGCCUGAGUCACUAUCUGAACUCAUAUUGCGCUGACCUGGCAUUAUUCAAAGACCCUCUAUGGGUACGUGGGCGGCCAGCCAGUCAGUCAGUGUUAGGAGUGUGAGCAAGGAGGCAGGCCACGGCUGUAAGGGCGCAACCCACCUUAUCUGUAAUUAUACGUACAACCAGCC